CAUUAUAAUUUAUUUCUAAGUUAGAUGUAGACGUAAUUUAUUACAUUAAAUUAUUUUUUAUUAUUUUAUUUAAUAAUUUAUUUAUUUAAAUAAAUUCUAGUUAGAAUGCGCGAAAUAGUUCACGUACAAGUAGGAAGGUGUGGAAAUCAGAUUGGAGCAAAGUUCUGGGAAGUAAUAUCAGACGAGCAUGGUAUUGACCCCAAUGGAUGUUACCACGGCGACUCCGACCUUCAGUUGGAGCGCAUUAACGUGUACUACAACGAAGGUUCUUGCGCAAAGUACGUCCCACGGGCUAUACUAGUCGACCUCGAACCAGGGACCAUGGACUCCAUCCGUGGCGGGAUGUUUGGAGCACUCUUUCGACCUGACAACAUCGUUUACGGCUUAACCGGUGCAGGCAAUAACUGGGCUAAAGGGUAUUACACAGAAGGCGCAGAUUUACUUGAAUCAGUACUAGACGUUAUCAGGAAAGAAGCUGAAGGUUGUGACUGCUUGCAAGGGUUUCAGCUCGUGCACUCGAUUGGCGGAGGAACUGGUUCGGGAAUGGGGUCAUUACUUUUAGCUAACCUAACCGAAGAAUAUCCUGAUAGAAUCACCGUUACUUAUUCCAUCAUGCCUAGUCCAAAAGUAUCUGAUACUGUGGUGGAACCUUAUAAUUCAACACUCUCUAUCAACCAACUUAUAGAGAACUCAACGCAGUCGUAUUGCAUUGAUAAUGAGGCGCUGUAUGAUAUCUGCUUUAGGACACUAAAACUGAUGACACCGACGUAUGGAGAUCUAAACCAUCUGGUCUCAGCGACUAUGUCAGGCGUGACGACGUGUUUGAGGUUUCCGGGGCAGUUGAAUGCAGAUCUUCGCAAGCUCGCGGUGAAUAUGGUACCGUUUCCGCGACUGCAUUUCUUCAUGCCUGGCUUUGCGCCCUUAACAUCAAGAGGAAGUCAACAAUACCGCGCCCUGACUGUACCCGAGUUGACAUUACAAAUGUUUGAUGCAAAGAAUAUGAUGGCAGCGUGUGACCCUCGCCACGGACGCUACCUGACCGUUGCAGCCGUCUUUCGCGGCCGCAUGUCCAUGAAGGAGGUGGACGAGCAGAUGCUCAACAUUCAGAAAAAGAAUAAAGACUUCUUUGUUGAAUGGAUACCUAAUAAUGUCAAGACAGCAGUGUGCGACAUUCCGCCACGAGGAUUGAAGAUAUCAUCCACAUUCAUCGGUAAUACUACAGCAAUUCAAGAGGUGUUUAAACGCAUUGCUGAGCAAUUCGCAGCAAUGUUUAGGAGAAAGGCGUUUCUUCAUUGGUACACUGGGGAGGGAAUGGAUGAGACAGAUUUCACUGACGCUGAUAAUAAUGUCAGUGAUCUGAUAUCGGAGUACCAACAGUACCAGGAUGCGACCAUAGAUGACCAGGAAUUUGAUGAAGAGGAAGGCGACGAACACAAUGAUGAGAGUGAUGAAUAAGUUAAUAAAUUGUUUUUAAUAAUUUAAA
This is a messenger RNA of Manduca sexta (tobacco hornworm), 1483 nucleotides long. RefSeq names its product tubulin beta chain. The record is from RefSeq and is a predicted model, not a curated record. Gene Ontology annotation, molecular function: GTP binding; GTPase activity; structural constituent of cytoskeleton. NCBI's taxonomy places the organism in Eukaryota, Metazoa, Arthropoda, Insecta, Lepidoptera, Sphingidae. Gene Ontology annotation, cellular component: cytoplasm; microtubule. The coding region runs from base 106 to 1455 and encodes 449 amino acids. The transcript is spliced from 2 exons. Gene Ontology annotation, biological process: mitotic cell cycle; microtubule cytoskeleton organization.